AUGAUGAGUGACCAAAAAAGUAAGAAAGCAUUAAAGUUGAAAACAUUGGAAGAAAUACAAAAUGAUGGCGUUUAUGAAAUCCAUCUUUUCCCAAAGAAACGCCGAACAACACCAAAUAAAUCACAUGUGUUAGUAACAGCUGAUGAAGAUGAUGACGUUGAUGAUCAAUUAUUCAGUGAUUCGGAUAUCGGUGAUGAUUCGGAUGAUGAUGUACAGGGAGGAGUUAUCGAUAAAUCAGUAUCAGCAACUGGUCCAAAACGAACCAAACAACGUAAGAGAUACGCGGCCGAAGUUCUACAAGUAAGUCCUAAUGAUGAUCCAUCAAAAUCAAUGGUUACCAUAUCGAAUUAUAUAAUAAAAAAACGUAAAUGGCCUUAUCGAGGUUGGCAUAAACGUUUUUUUCAACUGGAAAACGGCUAUUUGAUAUAUACUAAAUCUGAGCAAGACAUAAAACGUGGCCGAUUAAAUGCUAAAUGCGAUAUUGGUUUAUGUUUUGUAACAUUUAUUCGUGAAACACAACGUAUCGAUAUUGACGAAUCCAAUCGUGUUUAUCAUUUAAAAAUAAAAGAAAAAAAAAUCUUUGAACAAUGGCUUGAGCAAAUGGCAUUACAUAGAAAAUAUCGACAAGACAUACUUGAACGAUAUCGCCCAAUUAUUGACAGCGAAAACAAACAAACUAAUAACGAAAAUAAUAUUUCAAAUAAUGUUCCAUCAUCAUCUGAUAGUUUUCUUUACAAGGAUUUUGCAGGCAUUCAAAAACAAUUGAGUACUCUAUCAGAUAUACUUGAGCAUAUCAAAGUAAAUACAAAUUGUACGCCAACUAGUAUAUCAUCAAAAUCAACGGAAGGAAGUAAAGUAAGCGGCCAUACGCCAUCAGCUAGUAUCAGUAGUGUCAGUUCCACGACAUUACUUGAUAUGCAUCGACAAGAUUAUUAUAAUGGAGCAAAAAAAAUUUUUGACAAUUUAAACAAUCUAUAUAAAUAUAUGUCGAUCGCUGCUUUGGAACAACAAAAACAACUGACUAAUACAUCAAUUGGAGACGGUGAUAUUGUUUAUCAUUCAUUAUCACCAUCGGGGUCAAUGUCAAGACAAGGAUCAGUUUUUUAUGAUGCACUAGAUGUUCAUAGUGCGCUAAUAGCUCAUGGUGGCAAAGAUGGAUUCGGAAAAUUAUCAGAAUCAGAAUCAUCAAGCGAUGGCGAAGAUGAAAGUCAUACCGGUGAACUCGAUCGUCAAAUAUCCGCUCUACCUCAAUUAGAGCCACCAAGAAUGAAAUGGCGUCGGUCAUCUUUACCUGCAGGUGCACCGGACACAACAAAUGUUGGUUUAUGGAAUAUAAUGCGUAAAUCAAUCGGCAAAGAUCUAUCUCGCAUAGCAAUGCCAAUUGUAUUAAAUGAACCAUUGGGUUUAUUACAAAAAUUAUGUGAAGAAAUGGAAUAUUCCGAUUUACUUGAUCUUGCAUCACAAACCGAUGAUGCUUUGCUACGUCUUGUCUAUGUGGCUGCAUUCAUUGUAUCGACAUAUUCAUCAAAUUAUUAUCGAACUGGCCGAAAGAAUUUCAAUCCAUUACUUGGUGAAACAUAUGAAUGUAUACGAGAAGAUAAAGGAUGGAAAUUUAUUGCUGAACAAGUCAGUCAUCAUCCACCCAUUAGUGUUUGUACUUGCGAUUCGCCAAAUUUUAUAUUUUCGCAGCAAUUACAAGCAAAAAUUAAAUUUUGGGGAAAAUCAAUGGAAAUUUUUCCUGAUUCAUUAAAUGUAUUAACAUUUAAAAAAUAUAACGAAACAAUAACAUGGAAUAAAUGUACGAUGUGUAUACAUAAUGUUCUUUCGCCUGAAAGAUGGAUUGAUCAUUAUGGUGAUGUUCUUGUUGAAAGUUCAUUAGGAAAUAAAUCUCGUAUAAGUUUGAUACAAAGUGAUUAUGGGACACGUUUAAAUAAUGUCGUGGGAGUCAUUGAAGAUAUUAAUGGAAAACAAGUACAUAAACUAUUUGGUCGUUGGCACGAAGAAGUUUAUUGUGGAAAUGAUCAAACGGCAAAAUGUAUUUGGCGACAAAGUGCUGUGCCUGAAAAUUCAAAGCAAUAUUAUGGCUUUACACGAUUUGCUAUUGAAUUAAAUGAGCUUGAUGAAGAUCUUCGUCAACAAUUGCCAGCAACCGAUACACGUUUUCGACCUGAUCAACGUCUUCUCGAAGCGGGUCAAGUCGAACAGGCUGAAAAAGAAAAAGCUCGCAUUGAAGCAGCACAACGAUCAAGGGCUACUACUAAUUCAAGUCCGAAAUGGUUCAAAUGUGAAGGUGAUCAUUAUGUAUUGAUUCGGGAUGACGAUCCAUCUCAUUAUUAUUGGAAGAAACGUGAAAACAAUUGGAUUGGUGUUGAAUUUACACAAUUAUGGUAG
Molecule: messenger RNA, 2391 nt
Organism: Rotaria socialis
Lineage: Eukaryota; Metazoa; Rotifera; Eurotatoria; Philodinida; Philodinidae
Source: the annotation of a GenBank genome assembly